Molecule: messenger RNA, 225 nt
Organism: Penicillium olsonii
Lineage: Eukaryota; Fungi; Ascomycota; Eurotiomycetes; Eurotiales; Aspergillaceae
Source: the annotation of a GenBank genome assembly
AUGCCUAAAGAAGCAGACGAUAAGCGCCAAGCCGCGCGCGAAGUCAUUGAUAUCCUUCAGGAAAUCUCCGAUCUGCUCAACACCAACCUCGAUCGAACAGAGCUGUCGCUGUGUGUUUCUUUGAUCGAGAAUGGGGUGAAUCCUGAUGCUCUGGCGACUGUAAUCAAGGACCUACGUAAAGAGCCUGGUGCUUCGAAACGCGUCUCCAAUGCUCCUGCUGAGUAA